UAGAGGGAUUACAUGACUCUGGAUGGGUUUGUGUCAUAAAUUCCCAAGAAAGACAGAAAACAGAGUAGAGCGGCGUGGAGACAGACACUCAGUCGCUCCGUGAGUCUUGCAUUUCUGUCCGACUAUUGGCCAGGAGGAUUAAAGGGGGGAGUGCAGCUGGAGAGGUAAGGGUCACUGAUGCUCAUCCUGGAGGAGGAAUACUGGUGACCGAUGCAGAGGGAAAAGACAAAGAGGGUGGUGACACGGAGCAUCCGUUCAAGAUGGAGCAACCAAAAUCAAGCUUUUUGAUUAAGGUUAAUCGAGGAUUGUAGGAUUAGAGGACUGCAAGAAGUGACAAGUGAAAGUGUUGCUUUACUGCUUGCUUUGUGGCAGUUACCUUGUGUUUGACCUGAAGCACCACAAGGGACAAGAAAAAGGUCUUUGGGGCUGUGGGCUGACACUGUGGGAGACAUUGCACGAGAGAGUCAGCCAACAUGAGUCCAGCAGUGGAGUUCAUAAUGAGCGGCAGGUUCCUUCCUGAGUGUUUUAAUCAGGAAGCAGGAAGAUAUUAGCCUGAGCCACAGGGGAUCACACAUUUCUUAUUCCUACAUAACCCCUCCUUAUAAACACAGAGAGAGGAGCUAUGAGACCUCAGGUAGUUUAAUGACUCAAGGGGCAUUCAAGAAAGUUAGAUGUCACCAUAUGGACACCCUGGGAAUAGCCUUUGUGUGUCCCAUUCAGCCAUUUAAUACCACAUUCUUGCCAGGUGAUGAAUUGCCUUUAAGGAUAUCCUCUAUCUCUACAACUCUUAAUGAUUAAUUCUAGUAUUUUUAAAUAACCUUGUGCUUUUUUCGGUUCAGUCACACUGAUCUAAUAAGUGCACACAAGUGCUGAGUGUACACAUGCUGAGGUCAGGGGGUGACAUAUCACAUUAAAGCUGUCUGGCCAGCAUACGAUUAUGUCCCUGCAUCCUACCUUACCCUCCCAGUGUGAGCCAUCGUCCACCUGAAUCCCAUCUUGUUAAUUUUUGCGGUCUGUCUCUCCUUUCCCACGUGUAUCAACUUCAGAGCAUCUUAGCCCGCUCCCUCCCCUCUGCUCUCUUCAUCUUCUUCUCUUUUAAUCACGCAACUUUACACUAUCACUUUGUCAGCUGUGUUUGUCCUCUUCUACCGGUAGUGUUACAUCACGUUUAUCUUUGCUUUCCGUUUCAACCUGGCAGCUCAUCCCCUCUUAAAACCACCCCAAAGCAUCUGUCCAUCUGUGACUGCGGUCAUACCCUGUGUGCUGUUUGUCCUCUUCCCAAGUGCCGCGUGCCCCUUCUGCCCCCUUUUUGCCAUACUUUCUCCCUCUGUCUCUCUCUGGCCUCCCCCUGCCUCCCACCUCUCCUGUGUGGCCAUGCUGGAGCGUAUGUCCCGUCGCUCUCGCUCUCUGCUCUCCCUGACCUUGACCUCUCUGGCUCUGGCCCUGUCCAUCCUGGCUCUAUGCACCUCUUACUGGUGUGAGGGCACUCACAAGGUGGUCAAGCCCCUCUGCCUGUCACCCGUCAAAAUGAAGAACUGUGGUCAAAACAACAGCGAGCCUUACACCACAGAGAGUCCCACUCAGAACCCUUUCAACCGCACACUGUCCCCAGCCAGGAGGGACGAGCUGGCCAAGAUCAGACAGAGGCAGCUGGCCAACGCGGUCCACUAUAUCUGGGAGACAGGCGAAGACAAGUUUGCUUUUAGAUACUUCCACACUGGUUUCUGGGAAAGCUGUGAGAAGCACAGCGAUGGGGAGAAGUGUCGAAGCUUUAUUGAGUUAACCCCAGGAGAAACACAAGGUGUGCUCUGGCUGUCAGUUAUUUCAGAGUUUACAUACAUCGGCCUGCUGGGGAUGGGCUUCUUACUGAUGUGGCUGGAAGUCUUGUGUUCCCAUAAGGAGAUGCACUCGCUGAAGAUCAAUGCCUAUGCAGCUAUCUGUACUGUGCUAUCAGGUCUUCUUGGGAUGGUGGCCCAUAUGAUGUACACCACAGUCUUUCAGAUGACAGUCAUUGUGGGCCCCAAAGACUGGAGGCCUCAGACCUGGGACUACGGCUGGUCAUUUGCUCUUGCCUGGGUAUCCUUUAGUUGCUGUAUGGGCGCCGCCGUGGUCACACUCAACUCCUACACAAAGACCAUCAUCGAGCUCCGUCGCAAGCAGAGGCUCCGCCUGGAGGAAGCGAGAGCCGCCACUCAUGCUCCAUCCUAUGACGAGGUCGUUCCUGGUGGCGGGCUCUACUCUGUCAGUGGCCUAUUGCAGUGUCCAGACGGCAUGAUUGAUGUGGCGUGGGCUCCAAACGGCAGUGUGGUUGGAGUGGGAAAUGGGGAUAUACCGACUCUGGUUUUAGUAGGAGGCUGCGGGCCAGAGGGAUGUGAAGACUGUGAGAGAGAGAUGGAUGAGAUGGAGGAUGUCAUGGACCGUGUAUAUUCACCUUGUUAGGGGAUCAUUUAUAUCCAAAAACUGACAGAGGAAGGACACUGUCAACGUGCGGGAGAAGGAUCAAUGUGAGCAUACUUUGACUAUAAAAUGAAGUUGGGACAUACUGAUUGCACUUCAAAGCCAGUGGAAUCAACAUGUAAAGACUACAGUGCAUGCAUAGGUCACAGUGACAUGCAAGACUACAUAUUUUCUGGGUAUUUCUCAGUGCCUCGUGGCAGGAAAGUCUCUACAUGUAAAUGCAUAUCUAUGUUUUUUAUUAAUUAUUUUAUUGUUUAUAUAUUAACAUGCAUUGCAUCAAGACAAUGUGAUCAUUAUACUGCACAGACGGGAUGGAUGCUUCUUCUCCUGUUGAAACCUAAUCAGAACUCCCUGUUAUUUAGAGUAAAUAUGCAAAAGCUUCUCAUUUAUCGGUGGGACAUUCAACAUGUUUUAUGUCUUUUCAAGCUCGUCUUCUUUCUCUUGUGACUAUCUUUUUAUGCAAUGCCUGUGUACCAGAAGCUACAAACAAACACAGCCUCUCUGCAGAUGCACAGACAAACCCCUAGGAUAGACACACAGAGAUAGAAAGAUUACAGAGAUUUUGAAAAGUCUGCUCUCUGAUGUUGAACAGAAGAUUAUGUGUAAACCAGUAAUCCCGAGUUGGAUGGAAAGAAGGAGGAAAAGAGUGAGGAGAGAUGGAAGGGAUGGAGAGGGAGAGGGCUGCGUGGGGGGGUCAGAAUGAAAGUUGGAAAGAAAUGCAGGAAUGCACACCCACUAGACAAUUUGUACCAUGCACCAUGAAAAAAAUCACACUUUCAGGGAAAUAACUGUUUAUGAGUGGAUAUUACAUUCUGCUAUUUACUGGGUUUAACGUAAAAUUAUAAGCGCAACAAUUUCUAAAGAUAAAUAAAUGUACCUACGUUUACCUUAAAUGUCUGUAGGUUAUACAUGUGGGAUAAUCCUGGAUUUUCUGUUUGGGAUAAAUACAAUUGAAAACCUACGACAUAAAGCACCAUUUUUGUCAUUCACCAGCAUUAUAUUAUACAGUAUGUUUCUAGGUCAUAGAAGAAUUUGUUGUUUUUUGGGAAAGAUAAAUAAAGCAAUUUUCAAUGCAAA
Micropterus dolomieu (smallmouth bass) is the source of this 3534-nucleotide messenger RNA. Its product is annotated as germ cell-specific gene 1-like protein. The record is from RefSeq and is a predicted model, not a curated record. NCBI's taxonomy places the organism in Eukaryota, Metazoa, Chordata, Actinopteri, Centrarchiformes, Centrarchidae. Gene Ontology annotation, cellular component: plasma membrane. The coding region runs from base 1375 to 2439 and encodes 354 amino acids. The transcript has 8 exons.